Molecule: messenger RNA, 2969 nt
Organism: Drosophila nasuta
Lineage: Eukaryota; Metazoa; Arthropoda; Insecta; Diptera; Drosophilidae
Gene: MESK2
Product: misexpression suppressor of KSR 2
Exons: 8
Coding region: 775-2430 (551 amino acids)
Source: RefSeq, a predicted model, not a curated record
UCACACUGUCGCGAGUACCAUCGAACAGAGAGUUGGUUGCUGCUAAGCAGUUUUGUGCGUUGAACGUUAUUCAAAAACCCAACUUGUUCUUAUUGUGACAAACAACAUCGAAUUAGUGUUCAGAAAUCUGCUUAAGUAAACCCCAUGCAGCUUCAGCAUAGUGAUUGUGACUGUGUGUGUGUUGUUGGCGUGCGCGACAGUGAAUCUAACGAAAUUACACAAGUGUAAAACGCGAAAAAUUCAACGACCCAAAACAAAUAUUGAUUUUUUCAUAGAAAGAAGGCCUCGCGAGCGUUUUUAUUCUUGUUGCUGCUGUUGUUGUGCGCGCUAGUAAACUACUUAUGCAUACAUAGUAAAGAACGAACGUACAAAAAGAAAAUAGGAAAAGAGAACUUUGCAAAGAAAAUUUCGAAAUAACAGCAGUAAAUUUCCACAAAGUUGUAAUUAUUAAAUUGUGCUGCCAACAACAGCAACAAAAAACCCCGAUCCACCCCGCCGAGCCAUUUGAAUUGAGUUACUGUUGCUGUUAUUGUUGUCGUUGCUGGAAGUUCGUCCAAUAGAAGAAAAACAGAAGCACAACGAGCGUCAGCAGCACACACCCGCACACUCGAAGAAUAAAUUAAAUACAAUUUGAAAGAAAACUAAGCAGGCUAAGUAUUUGCGUGAGUGUGAGAGUGAGAGUGACAGAUAGACACACUUACUUAAAAAGCGUAUGAAAGUCGAAAGAAAGCACACAUACAUAUAGUAAGAAAAGAAGAACAAGAAAAAAACAAAAUGCCGCAAGCAGAGGGCGGCUAUGUAUCGCUGCCAGCUAUGAAUGGCAAUGGCAAUGGCAGCGCCAUCUAUCAAUCCACCACAGAACCACAGGCAGCUUCGCCCACCUCCGUGUUUGAGAGCGUUAAGCGUGCAAUUGGUCAGGCGAUCAAAUCAUCGCCCGGCGAUAGCGAAGAGCUGGUACGCAUGGAGCAGCGGCAGCCAGUCAUUGUUGGUGGUGGUGCCAGAGACCGUGACAAAACUGGUAAGACACUGAACACCAAGAUGCCAUCAGCACCAACACACACUGCCGAGGAGGCACAUCUGCUUGGCACCAUGCCCGUUGAUCCCAUGGAUGAUAUCGAACUGCGUUCGGUGCAGUUGCAAUUCCCCAAUGCACGCGGCUCCAUAUUGGAGGCAUGCGACCAGCGACGUGUGCCCACAGACAAGGGCGACAUACACGUUGCCAUACAGGGUGACACCUCAAAGCCGGCCAUAGUGACUUACCACGAUUUGGGACUCAACUAUGCCACCAGCUUUGCUGGUUUCUUCAACUAUCCAGUUAUGCGAGGACUGCUAGAAAACUUCUGUGUGUACCAUGUAACAGCACCCGGUCAGGAGGAGGGUGCACCUACAUUACCAGAGGACUAUGUGUACCCAACCAUGGAUGAGCUGGCCGCACAGUUGCUCUUUGUGCUGUCGCAUUUUGGACUCAAGUCGGUGAUUGGUUUUGGCGUUGGCGCUGGAGCCAAUAUCCUGGCACGUUUCGCCCAUGGGCAUCCGGAUAAGGUGGGCGCUCUUUGUCUGAUUAAUUGCGUGUCAACGCAAUCGGGCUGGAUUGAGUGGGGCUAUCAGAGUUUCAAUGCGCGCUUCUUGCGCACCAAGGGCAUGACACAGGGUGUCAUCGAUUACCUGAUGUGGCAUCACUUCGGCCGCAAUCCCGAGGAGCGCAAUCAUGAUCUGGUGCAGAUGUACAAGCAGCACUUUGAGCGUGGCGUCAAUCCCACUAAUCUGGCCAUGUUGAUCAAUGCGUACAUUCAUCGCAACGAUUUGCAUUUGGCACGCACACCACCUGGCACUCCAGGUGCUGAGACGGCAGCCACCACACUGAAAAUGCCAGUUAUUAACAUAACCGGUUCGUUGUCGCCUCAUGUCGAUGACACUGUGACAUUCAAUGGACGCUUGGAUCCAACAAACUCAUCGUGGAUGAAGAUCUCCGAUUGCGCCAUGGUGCUGGAGGAACAACCGGCCAAGUUGGCUGAAGCCUUUCGGCUGUUCUUGCAAGGCGAGGGCUAUGCAACGCCGCUGUCGACGCCUGCUAGCUCUCCGUGCGGUACCAAAUAUCACACAUACUCAUCGAUAUUCUUUGCCAACUUUCGGGAGGAACAACUGCAGGCUGCCCAGGAGCGCGAGCGAGACCGCCAGCGACAGUUGAGCAUGCGUGUCGGCAAUCGUCUGAGAGAGACGGCCAUCAAUUGCAGCAGCAGCAAUGGCGGCAGCGGCGACAACAAUGCAAAUGGCCCAACAAGCGAAGAGGAUCAGGAUGUAGAGAACGGCAAUGGGAAUGGCAAUCGGGCUUACGUCACUACUGAUACAUCCGGCACUCUCUACUAUGGCACACAAAGCAACAAGAUACGCAUCACUGAGAAUCCACUGCCCGAGCCGAUUAGCUCUUAGAUUGUUAAAAUUUCUACACAUUAGACACACAUACACCGUUAAACUUAGACAUACAUACAUACAUACACAUUAAUACCAAAAACAAAAUAAGAGCGAAAGAGUCGAAACACAUACAUAUACAAGAACACUGUUAUUGUUGUUAUAAACUACGUAUAAAAUACCACAAAACAAAAAAGACACAGCAUCACAAGAAGCAGCAGCAGCGCAGCAGCAGCAGCCUCAGCCGCCAACUCAAGCAAAGCUUUAGCCGCCAGCAGCGGCAGCAGCAGCAGCAGCGACAGUGUGACCAGAGCAGAUUCGAACGCUGCCUGAAAGUAGACUUUAGCCGAGCCGUGCUCUAAGAGACAAAUUAACGAAAUUUAAAAACACAAAAAACCAAAAAAAAACAAAAAAACCAAACUAAAUGAUAUAAAUAAAUAAGCAAAGAAUUGAGAUAAACGAAAACACCGCUACCUAUACGAAAUAUGAACUUAUGUUUCUUAAACAAUAUACAAAUAAAUUAAAUAAUACUUAGUACUAAUUACUUGAAAACGCCGUUC